Molecule: messenger RNA, 1583 nt
Organism: Neocloeon triangulifer
Lineage: Eukaryota; Metazoa; Arthropoda; Insecta; Ephemeroptera; Baetidae
Exons: 5
Coding region: 38-1018 (326 amino acids)
Source: RefSeq, a predicted model, not a curated record
GCGAAUUUAGUAUGCUGUGGGAGGUGGUCGUCGGAGGAUGGAGCGGCGGCGGCGGCCUCGGGGAGUGGGGACCGAGCUGCGCGCCCUACACCGCCGCCUCCUGCUCAGGACCGACCUGAAUGUGGAGGACCUGCGUGCCACUUGUCUGCCUUCAAACGCCAAGGAUGCAGAACUCGAGGGAACGUGGGGGCGCCGAAAAACUCUGGCAGCGGUUGGCGCCCUUCUCGUCCUUGUGCUUGCCCUAGUCGCUUCGCUGCCCAACCUUCAGGAUGAAAUUCUCAGGGGUGCUUUCGAGCGUCGUUGCAUGGUGGCCAACAAUUUUCUUUUGAUGGAAGCGUCCCGAACAGAGACGGACUGCGAAAGUGUGUGCGUCGGCGUGGACGCAGUGCACGAACUUCAAGAACCAACGCGCGCCCAGUUUGCAGCCCUUGCGUACGCAUCGCAUCCGGUGGUUGUCCGAGGCGCUGCCGCCAACUGGUCGGCCCUGCGCACCUUCAGUCCUGCCUUCUUCAAGACGGUGUACGAAACCUACACCGACGCGUACCUUGCCAUCGAGCGUGACUGCCAGUUCUUCCCAUUCCGCACUGAAUUCUCCUCUUUGCACGAGGCUCUUAACAUGGACCCUGACAGGAUUACCUUGGCGCCUGGCACCAAGCCCUGGUAUAUUGGAUGGAGCAACUGCGAUCCACGCGUGGCUGAGCAGCUUCGUCGGCACUACCAGCGACUGCCCUUUUUACCUGAGGAGAUUUCGGCCACGGACUGGAUCUUUAUGGGCGGACCAGGCCCAGGAGCCAGCAUGCAUCUGGACUAUGUGUCUCGGCCGUCGUGGCAGGCGCAGAUUUCUGGCAGCAAGACGUGGCGUUUGGCGCCUCCACCCGAGUGCGAACAUGUGUGCACCUCCUUCAACCUGACGGUCAAUAAAGGCGACGUCGUGUUGAUCGACACGAACCAGUGGUACCACGACACCUUCGUCAACCCCGGCGAGCUGAGCAUCACCAUCGGCUCCGAGUACGGCUGACUUGUUGAUAGACCUAUUAGGCUUAAUUAGACGAUGCUAUACACGUGCUUCCGAUUCGUCGUGCCAAAGUCUGAGGAACUUUUAGGGACAGUAGAGGCACAAGUGCCAAAAACACACACGCAAAAAGGUGCUCAAAAUAAUUAAAUAUGCGCACGGCCUUGCGAAAAUAAAUUCUAAUCAAAAUAAACAAAGACGACCACUUGACCAGAAUUAGUCUGAUUUUCGCUUUAGUAAAAAAACAACCGAUGUAUUUUUGUUGUCGGGCUUUGCAGCUCUAUAUUAGUGAGUUUUUGUUCUUUUUUACCACACAUCCUGUUUUACUGUUAGAAUCUAUGAUUAGGAAUUUUAAAUUAAUGUUGUUGUUGUUGCUGUGAUUUUUGUACUUUUGCCAAUUUUAUAAAAAUUGAAGCUGUAUUAAAAGUAUAUAUAAUUACGGCAAGGAACGUUCUUUUUGGCUAAUUUAAAUAAGGAUAGUUUCUAUGUCGCUGAUUUUCUAGUGAAACUUAAUUUUAAGCUGUGCAUAAUUCUUCCUUAUAAAUAAUAAAAGUUAUAGAAAAAUGAUACA